Molecule: messenger RNA, 3388 nt
Organism: Ceratotherium simum simum (southern white rhinoceros)
Lineage: Eukaryota; Metazoa; Chordata; Mammalia; Perissodactyla; Rhinocerotidae
Gene: TRPV3
Product: transient receptor potential cation channel subfamily V member 3
Biological process (GO): osmosensory signaling pathway; actin filament organization; calcium ion import across plasma membrane
Cellular component (GO): plasma membrane; cilium
Molecular function (GO): protein binding; calcium channel activity
Source: RefSeq, a predicted model, not a curated record
CCAGAAUUUCAGCCUUGGCACUUGCUGCCUCCCCUGCCUUCUCCUGGGUCGGGGUGAGGCUGGCGUGUGGGUGUGGGGUUGACUCACACAGGGCACGUGGGUGGGCAGGCGCUGCAGCUCCGGCUGGUGGGUGUGGCCUGCCUGGCACCUACAGCAGGUGGCCCAGCCAGUUCUGCCUCCGACGCCUCAUUCCAGCCAUCCCUCUGCCUGCGAUGAGAGCCUCUUGCCGCCUCAGCCACAGUCCCACUUGGGGGCCUUGGGCCCGGGACAUGCAGUGAUCUCAGAGCAAGGGCAGCCACUGCCACCUGGACCUCACCAGCCAUGAACGCCCACCCCAAGGAGAUGGUGCCCUUCAUGGGCAGACGAGCCACCAUCCCGGGUGCGAAUCCUGCCGUCCUGCAGGAGAAGAGGCCGGUGGAGCUCACCCCCACCAAGAAGAGUGCACACUUCUUCCUGGAGAUAGAAGGGUUCGAGCCCAACCCCAUUGUCACCAAGACCUCUCCCCCAUUCUUCUCUAAGCCCAUGGACUCCAACAUCCGACAGUGCGUCUCUGGCAACUGUGAUGACAUGGACUCCCCGCAAUCUCCUCAGGACUAUGUGACAGAGACCCCAUCCAAUCCCAACAGUCCCAGUGCAAACCUGGCCAAGGAAGAGCAGAGGCGAAAAAAGAGGCGGCUGAAGAAGUGCAUCUUCACAGCCGUGUCGGAGGGCUGCGUGGACGAGCUGCUGGAGCUGCUGGCCGAGCUGCAGGAGCUUUGCAAGCGGCGCCGUGGCAUGGACAUGCCUGACUUCCUCAUGCACAACCUGACGGCCUCGGACACGGGGAAGACCUGCCUGAUGAAGGCCCUGUUAAACAUCAACCCCAACACCAAGGAGAUCGUGCAGGUCCUGCUGGCCUUCGCCGAGGAGAAUGACAUCCUGGACAGGUUCAUCAACGCCGCGUACACAGAGCAGGCCUACGAAGGGCAGACGGCGCUGAACAUCGCCAUCGAGCGGCGGCAGGGAGACAUCACUGCGGUGCUGAUUGCGGCCGGCGCCGACGUCAACGCCCACGCCAAGGGGGUCUUCUUCAACCCCAAGUACCAGCACGAAGGCUUCUACUUCGGUGAGACACCCCUGGCCCUGGCAGCCUGCACCAACCAGCCCGAGAUUGUGCAGCUGCUGAUGGAGAACGAGCAGACGGACAUCACCUCGCAGGACUCACAGGGAAACAACAUCCUACAUGCGCUGGUGACGGUGGCCGAGGACUUCAAGACGCAGAAUGACUUCGUUAAGCGCAUGUACGACAUGAUCCUGCUGAGGAGUGGCAACUGGGAGCUGGAGACCACGCGCAACAAGGACGGCCUCACCCCGAUGCAGCUGGCCGCCAAGUUGGGCAAGGCUGAGAUCCUGAAGUACAUCCUCAGUCGUGAGAUCAGGGAGAAGCCGCUCCGGAGCUUGUCCAGGAAGUUCACCGACUGGGCAUACGGGCCCGUGUCAUCCUCGCUGUAUGAUCUCACCAACGUGGACACCACGACAGAAAACUCAGUGCUGGAAAUCACUGUCUACAACACCAACAUCGAUAACCGGCACGAGAUGCUGACCCUGGAGCCCCUGCACACACUGCUGCAUAUGAAGUGGAAGAAGUUUGCCAAGUACAUGUUCUUCCUGUCCUUCUGCUUUUACUUCUUCUACAACAUCACCCUGACUCUCGUCUCUUACUAUCGCCCCCGGGAGGAGGAGGCGCUCCCACACCCCUUGGCCCUGACGCACAAAAUGGGAUGGCUGCAGCUCUUAGGAAGGAUGUUCGUGCUCAUCUGGGCCAUGUGCAUUUCUGUGAAAGAGGGCAUCGCGAUCUUCCUGCUGAGACCCUCAGACCUGCAGUCCAUCCUCUCAGAUGCCUGGUUUCACUUUGUCUUUUUUGUCCAAGCUGUGCUUGUGAUACUGUCUGUCUUCUUGUACUUGUUUGCCUACAAAGAGUACCUCGCCUGCCUUGUGCUGGCCAUGGCCCUGGGCUGGGCGAACAUGCUCUACUACACGCGGGGAUUCCAGUCCAUGGGCAUAUACAGUGUCAUGAUCCAGAAGGUCAUUUUGCAUGAUGUUCUGAAGUUCUUGUUUGUAUAUAUCGUUUUCUUACUUGGAUUUGGAGUAGCCCUGGCCUCGCUGAUCGAGAAAUGCCCCAAGGACAAGAAGGACUGCAGCUCCUAUGGCAGCUUCAGCGACGCGGUGCUGGAGCUCUUCAAGCUCACCAUAGGCCUGGGCGACCUGAACAUCCAGCAGAACUCCAAGUACCCCAUCCUCUUUCUGUUCUUGCUCAUCACCUACGUCAUCCUCACCUUCGUCCUCCUCCUCAAUAUGCUCAUCGCCCUAAUGGGAGAGACAGUGGAGAACAUCUCCAAGGAGAGUGAGCGCAUCUGGCGCCUACAGAGAGCCAGGACGAUCUUGGAGUUUGAGAAAAUGUUGCCAGAAUGGCUGAGAAGCAGAUUCCGGAUGGGAGAGCUGUGCAAAGUCGCAGAGGAAGAUUUCCGACUGUGUUUGCGAAUCAACGAGGUGAAGUGGACCGAGUGGAAAACACACGUCUCCUUUCUCAAUGAGGAUCCGGGGCCUGGGCGACGGACAGGAGAUUUCAACAAAAUCCAAGAUUCUUCCAGGAGCAACAGCAAAACCACCCUCAAUGCAUUUGACGAAAUAGAAGAAUUUCCGGAAACUUCGGUGUAGAAGCAGAACCCAGAGCUGGUGUGAGCGUCUGGCUGUAGGCUGGGCCCUGGACUCAGGCUGAGGCCUUUGCAGAGUGAUGGAGCCUGCCUCUGCCUCCUGAGAGGCGGAAAGCACCCUCACGCUGAGUGGUGGCUGAAAUGAGAGGCAGUUGUCAGUUUGUCCGAGUGGGGAACACCCUUGAUUUUGUCACUUGGCAAAAAGUUUGUGUAAACCCAUGGCUGGCAGUCUUGAGCCUGGGAGUUUCCGAAGUCCUGAGUGAAGUCCCUGGGUUCGCCAACUGCACGUGGCUUGGCUGGGAGAGAGGGUGGCAGGGAAGGGGUGGGGGCCUGAGGAGCAGGGAGAGGAGCCUUUCUUCCUGCCAGCAUCUCCUUGACAACCCCCAGCCUCAGCCCACACUUUCCGCUGUCUCCUCUGCUGUGACUGGGUCUCUUGAAUUAGGGAACUCCUGAUCCCAUCCCAGAUCAUACAGGGGGCCGAGCUAAGCUGGAUAUCCUGGGGGAGGAGGGGAGUGAGCUAUGGAAAUGCCCUUCCGGAACCUUCAGGGAACAGGAAACCACCCUUGGAAUGAGUGCCCUUGGCACCCCAAGGCUCAAACUGUCUCCAACAGAGAUGUUUGUAGUAGCAUAAUUAACACAGGGUUUUUAUUUUCAGUAGAGAAAAGACAUUUCAGUUUUGAAUGAAAACUGCUUCA